Molecule: messenger RNA, 1853 nt
Organism: Chlorocebus sabaeus (green monkey)
Lineage: Eukaryota; Metazoa; Chordata; Mammalia; Primates; Cercopithecidae
Source: RefSeq, a predicted model, not a curated record
GGAGGCCCCGGGCUCUCUGGGCCGCGCCUGAGGCGGACACUACGGGGCCGGGGGGCGGCGGCGGCACUGGUGGCAGCGGCGGCGGGGGUGGGCGCCGCAGCUGGCCCGGGUGGAUGGAGUUGGAGGGGCGGGGUGCUGGCGGUGUGGCGGGGGGGCCGGCGGCAGGGCCCGGGCGGAGCCCCGGGGAGUCGGCGCUGCUGGACGGGUGGCUGCAGCGGGGCGUGGGCCGGGGGGCCGGCGGCGGGGAGGCCGGGGCCUGCAGGCCGCCGGUACGUCAAGAUCCGGACUCCGGCCCGGACUACGAGGCGCUGCCGGCUGGAGCCACUGUCACCACGCACAUGGUGGCAGGCGCCGUGGCAGGGAUCCUGGAGCACUGCGUGAUGUACCCCAUCGACUGCGUCAAGGUGAGACCUGCACUGGGCUUCGAACCAUACCUGGGGCUGACCCGACCCCUGGGUCUUGUCCGCAGCCAGGAUCCCGGCUGAGAGCCGGAGCCGACAUGGGUUCCUUCCUGGCUCCUGCCACUACCACAUGAUUCGAACCGACACUCCAUUCAAGCAAGGUCCCAGCUGGGAAUUGAUCCCAGUCAGGAACCAGGACCGAUUUCUAACCGUCAGUGAAAUCUGAAUCGGGACUCAGGAUCGAAAAUCUGUCAGCCAAAGCCCUGGACCCCACCUGGGACUAAACAGGAAUAGGGUGGGAUGGGGUAUCCCGAAGCUCAGACCCGGAUGCAGAGUCUACAGCCUGACCCAGCUGCCCGCUAUCGCAAUGUGUUGGAAGCCCUCUGGAGGAUUAUAAGAACGGAGGGCCUAUGGAGGCCCAUGAGGGGGCUGAACGUCACAGCAACAGGCGCAGGGCCUGCCCACGCCCUUUAUUUUGCCUGCUACGAAAAGUUAAAAAAGACAUUGAGUGAUGUAAUCCACCCUGGGGGCAAUAGCCAUAUUGCCAAUGGUGCGGCCGGGUGUGUGGCAACAUUACUUCAUGAUGCAGCCAUGAACCCUGCAGAAGUGGUCAAGCAGAGGAUGCAGAUGUACAACUCACCAUACCACCGGGUGACAGACUGUGUACGGGCAGUGUGGCAAAAUGAAGGGGCCGGGGCCUUCUACCGCAGCUACACCACCCAGCUGACCAUGAACGUUCCCUUCCAAGCCAUUCACUUCAUGACCUAUGAAUUCCUGCAGGAGCACUUUAACCCCCAGAGACGGUACAACCCAAGCUCCCAUGUCCUCUCUGGAGCUUGCGCAGGAGCUGUAGCUGCCGCAGCCACAACCCCACUGGACGUUUGCAAAACACUGCUCAACACCCAGGAGUCCUUGGCUUUGAACUCACACAUUACAGGACAUAUCACAGGCAUGGCUAGUGCCUUCAGGACGGUAUAUCAAGUAGGUGGGGUGACCGCCUACUUCCGAGGGGUGCAAGCUAGAGUAAUUUACCAGAUCCCCUCCACAGCCAUAGCGUGGUCUGUGUAUGAGUUCUUCAAAUACCUAAUCACUAAACGGCAAGAAGAGUGGAGGGCCGGCAAGUGAAGUAGCACUGAACGAAGCCAGGGGUUCAGAUGACACUGCUGCAUCCUGCUCACAUUCUCUGUCUCCUGGAAUGCUCCCGCCUCAAGUGGAGUUAGAAGGAAGGUAGAGGGGCUGUCCCCCAGGAUUUUGGUGUUUCGACUAACACCAGUUCCUGCCAACCUCUGUUGCCACCACCUUUCCUUCCAGGCCCUAAGCACGUGCAGCAAAGCACACCACAGCACCUUUGAUAACCUCUCUCCAUCCUGGGCCUGACGACCUGCUCUAGACUGUUAUAGAGGGAUAAGCAGCUCAUUCCCCUGGUUCCUAAUAAAAAGCCUUUAAAUUAAA